AACUAUACGAUGUUCUGUUUGAUUAAUUAAAUAAUUGUGUAAUUUGUAUAAUUGAUUAUUUUUUAUGUUUUUGAUGUAUUGUGCUAACAUAGGAGUUUAGAAAAAAAGAUUUAAAUGCUUCGGGGCAACCCUGAAAAGCGGCUGUUGCUAAGCGACGUGUGUUGUGUUGAGCUUGGAGGAUCUGAAGUGUUAAAGAGUGGAGACAUUUUUUACAUCUUAAUCUACAUGUUUCUUGCUGAGAUGUCCAACGGCGUUGUAGCACCUGUUCCGACAGAAGUCGUCUGUGAAAAGGUGAAAUAUUCAGAGCCUGACUCUUUGGGUUCCUCGGGUACCAACUCGGACACCGACACGGAGUCAGACAAUGAGCAAGAACCCGACUCUGAUGCAGACCCCGAGAGAACAAAGGUCCCUUCAUCACACCCACCUGAAUUAGAAAGUGCAAAAGGCGAGGGACUCCAGAAACAGCCACAGCAAGAGAUAAGAAGGAUUCCAGCACAACCUAGAACCGAUGGAGACCUCCAUAUUCACCAUAUUAUAGAAUGUUCGUGUGAAGUGAUGACGUGCCAGUUCAACCCUGAGGGAACUCUACUGGCUGUAGGACUGAAUGACGGCACUAUAAAGCUUUAUAACCCCGAGAAUGGAGACUUUGUGAAGACGAUCAGGGACAGCAGCUGUAUCUUCGCCUCGAUGCCCGUCACGUCCAUCAGGUUCUGCCGGAGCGCAGAGUCACACUCCCUCCUACUGGCUACCUAUGCAAGUGGUAACGUCCGCUGCUGGUACGUGUGGGGGGGUGAGUGUUUAUGGAGUGUGAAGGAGGUGGCAGACAACAGAGAGAGCGAGGGGACGGCCAGGAGGCAGACCCUCUGCAUGUCCGUCUCCUGUUCCAACGAGCAGGCGGCCACUGGAGGCUCCGACUCCACCAUCCACCUCUACGACCUCGCCACACACCAGACGCUGCAGGUCUGCAAGGCCAGUUCAACCAGAACAGUAAUGGACGGCCACAGACUGAGGGUGUUUGCAGUGACCUUUCACCCCGAGAGAGAGAGGGAGUUCAUAUCCGGUGGCUGGGACAACACCAUACAGUUUUGGGACACUAGACAACAACACGCUGUUAGAAUGCUCUCUGGGCCACACAUUUGUGGUGACGCCCUGCAGAUUGACCCCGUGACCCAUCAGAUCCUGUCGGGGUCAUGGAGGAAGGACAGGACCCUAGAGAUUUGGGAGUAUGGAUCAGCAGAAAAAGUUUCAGAGGUGCUUCCUGAUUCUUAUGGAAACAGCAAAAUCUACUCGUGCCAUUGGCUGGGCCGGGAUCACAUCUUGGCGGCUGGGAGCCAAUUGAACGCGCUGAAAGUCAUUAACCGCCACACUCUGAUGACGGAGUCGCGGUACAUGGGUUUGUCUUCUGCAGUGUUUAGCUCCUCUGUGUGCCCUGCAGGGAAGUGGGCGGGGCUUAUUGCAGCCACCUCAGGAAACCGGGUGUGUUUACUGGAUCGAGGGGGCCAGAGGGUCAAGAAAAACACAGCGAGUGACUAGUGUGUGUGUGUGUGUGUGUGUGUGUGUGUGUGUGUGUGUGUGUGUGUGUGAGACAGAGACAGGAAGAGCUUGCGUCAAUGAGAAUGGGAGACCUGAGAACCUGUAUUAAUGUCUGUAAGAACUGCCUUAAGAGUGAUCUGUUCGGAUGAGAGUUUUCUGUCACAAACACUUAAUCCCUAGUAUUUGGUCCGUAUGUUUAAAGAUAGGAAUUGGACAUGCCUUGUAAAUAUUCUACCAUUUCUAAUGUAAUUCAUACAGAUUUUAUUUGUACAUUUUAUUCAGUUCCAGUUCCUGGUCAAAAUACAAUAUGUGUGACUACAGACAAACGCACACAUGCAAACAUUCCCAUGCUUUUGUUCAGUGGUUUUCUUUGUGACCUUUGUGACCUCUAUAGAAUGUUUUGGUUAAAAGGUUAUUCAGUGUGCUAAUAAAGUUAAGCCCUCGCACUGGGCGGUUAUGUGCA
Clupea harengus (Atlantic herring) is the source of this 1996-nucleotide messenger RNA. RefSeq lists its product as uncharacterized. The record is from RefSeq and is a predicted model, not a curated record. Gene Ontology annotation, molecular function: protein binding. NCBI's taxonomy places the organism in Eukaryota, Metazoa, Chordata, Actinopteri, Clupeiformes, Clupeidae.